GGCACUGCAUCAUCCAUCAAAACAACCACCCCUGAUGCCAGACUCUGCCAGUGUCCAUGUGCAGUAAUUUAUCUUGGCUACUGCUUCAGAUCGCCGAACUGCGCUCCAUGUCCAAGCACCACAAUAUCAACAACCAUAUUAUUGGAUACUAUAACAACAGUGGCAGACACAACAACCAUAUCUAGAGAUACUACCACAUCACAAGACAGAUUAUUAUCCACUGUUUCUUCCACAACAUUACUAGAAAUAACAAGCCAACAGGAUAUUACUACGACACCACUGGAAAUUACUCCUACACCAUCAGACAUAACCACAAAAGUCCAAGACACAACCAGCACAAUGUCACAUGAAACGAUGAAAUCACAAGAAACAGCCACUACAUUUGUAGGUACUACUGAAUCAAAACAAGACAUAAGCACUACAACUACUAGCACAGUGUCAACAACAAAAGAAACAACAGUGAUAACUUUGGGAGAAACAAAAGAAUUUACUUCAGAGGGCAUGUCGGGGAAGACUACAGAUGAAACUGAGGGAACAAUAACAAUAUCAAGCAAAGAAACUACAGGGGCGCCAACUACAACAGAGGGAACAAUACAAGAUACUACAAGGAAGGACACUGAGGUGACACUUUCAUUAGAAAACACUGAGGCUACAACAGGGGUCACCGAGUUAACAAAAGAGGAAACUGCCAUAUCAAGGCAAACUACAACUGAAACAACUACGGUUGCUAUAGGAUUAGCAACAGGAGAAACUACAUUGUUAACAAGUUCAUUAACAACAGCAGUAACAUCAGGAGAAACUACACCAGGAAAAACAACAACACUCACAACUCUAGCAACAACAGGUGUAACAUCAGGACAAACUACGGGGUUAACAUCAGUAGAAACAGUAAGGUUAACAUCAGACAUAACCACAGGAAAAUCAACUAAAGCAACAACAGUGCUAACAGGAUCAACAACAGAGGUAACAUCAGAUCAAGCUACAGGGGUAACAACAGAAGCAACUACAGGGAUAACAAGGACUGUGACUUCCGUACUGAUAUCAGAAGAAACUACAGGGGUAACAACUAUAGCAACAACAGGGCUAGCAUCAGAAGAAACUACAAAGGUAACAACAGCAUCAUCGACAGGGGUAACAUCAGGGGAAACAAUAGGGAUAAUAUCAGAAGAAACAACAGCAGUCACAACAGGAGACACUACAGGGGAAACACCGGGAGAAACAACAGCAGUCACAACAGGAGUGAUAUCAGGGCAAACUACAGGGUUAACAACUACAGCAACAGCAGGGCUAAAAGCAUCAACAGCAGGGGGCAAACUACAGGGGUAA
Molecule: messenger RNA, 1326 nt
Organism: Pelobates fuscus (common spadefoot toad)
Lineage: Eukaryota; Metazoa; Chordata; Amphibia; Anura; Pelobatidae
Product: spore coat protein SP96-like
Exons: 3
Coding region: 340-1326 (328 amino acids)
Source: RefSeq, a predicted model, not a curated record